This is a messenger RNA of Peromyscus leucopus (white-footed mouse), 671 nucleotides long. RefSeq names its product lymphotactin-like. Gene Ontology annotation, biological process: monocyte chemotaxis; positive regulation of T cell chemotaxis; neutrophil chemotaxis. Bases 148 to 492 code for a protein of 114 amino acids. NCBI's taxonomy places the organism in Eukaryota, Metazoa, Chordata, Mammalia, Rodentia, Cricetidae. Gene Ontology annotation, molecular function: chemokine activity; CCR chemokine receptor binding. Gene Ontology annotation, cellular component: extracellular region. The transcript is spliced from 3 exons. The record is from RefSeq and is a predicted model, not a curated record.
AUCAGCGCUGCAAAGACUUUCCAUGAUUCCACACCUACCCUGAAAGCCCCCUGAGCACAGGAAGUGUGCUGACCAGUGAGGGAAAUAAAAGGGCUCUUGAGGAGUCUGGUCCACACUCUUCUUGCACAGCUCAGCAAGACCUCAGCCAUGAGACUUCUCCUCCUGACUUUCCUGGGAGUCUGCUGCCUCAUCACCUACACUGUGGAAGGUGUGGGGACUGAAGUCCUAGAGGAGACUUUCUGUGUGAGCUUGACAACCCAGCCACUGCCAGUUCAAAGAAUCAAGACCUAUACCAUCAGGGAGGGCAUACUGAAAGCAGUAAUUUUUGUCACCAAACGAGGAGUGAAAAUCUGUGCUGAUCCACACGCCAAAUGGGUGAAAGCAGCGAUCAAAACUGUGGACAGAAGGAUCCGUACCAAAAAGAACAUGACUGAAGCUAGUCCCACACGAGUCCAGAGGUCCACCAGCCCAGCCAUGGCUCUGUCUGGGUAGCAGUCUCCAGGACAGCGUCUCCUCCACAGCCCGAGAGCUCAGCUCAGCUCCCAGGCUCACGGACUAACUGUGCUAUAUUUACCUUUUAUGAAAAUGUUACACGAAUAAAGUUGUUUUUAUUUUUUUAAAUGACAUUCAUUUUAAAUGUUAUAAGUAAUAAAUAUUUAUUAUUGAGGAAA